Messenger RNA from Periophthalmus magnuspinnatus, 3075 nucleotides. Its product is annotated as complement factor B-like. Gene Ontology annotation, biological process: proteolysis; complement activation. Lineage: Eukaryota; Metazoa; Chordata; Actinopteri; Gobiiformes; Gobiidae. Gene Ontology annotation, cellular component: extracellular region. Bases 64 to 2307 code for a protein of 747 amino acids. Gene Ontology annotation, molecular function: serine-type endopeptidase activity. The transcript has 18 exons. The record is from RefSeq and is a predicted model, not a curated record.
GUUUUAACUUUUACCAUCACAGUUCACCCUAAGACUGAAGGAUAUUAGCAGAAAAAAUUCAGAAUGUCAUUUUUUAUUCACCAAACUUGGUUUGUGGCAGUUUUCUGGUUUCUUAUAAAAGGAGAUGUAGUUUGGUGCAAUUGCUCCAUGAAUGGGAUGGAGAUUGAAGGUGCUAAUUUCAGUUUGUCAAACGGACUAAAUGAGGGCAGCAUUCUCCAAUACCAGUGUCCCACGGGCUACUACGCAUAUCCUGAACUUGCCUACAGAUGUCAAUUAAACCACCGCUGGACUCCUGAACCACAAUCAAGACUACGAUGCAGAAGGGUUGAAUGUCCAGAUCCAACAGUUCUCCAAAAUGGAUAUACUUUGCCAAUAAAUGAAAACAAGAGGUAUUAUUAUGAAAGCAAAAUUACGUAUCACUGCUACACAGGAUACACAUUACAUGGCCCUUUCCGGCGCAAAUGCUUGGAAAAUGGGAAGUGGAGUGGGUCAAAUCCAGUUUGUCGACAAGACUCUGGAGAUUGUGCUGAUCCUGGAGUCCCACCUGGUGGCAUGAGGUUCGGAAACAGCUUUGAAAUUGGAGAUAAAGUGAAUUUCAAAUGCAGAAGCAACAUGAUUUUGAUUGGCUCAGAGCAAAGAGAGUGUCAGGUGGAUGGCCAGUGGAGCGGAACAGAGACAUCCUGCUACUACAAAUACACAUAUGAUUCACCGUGGGAGGUUACAGGGGAGUUUGGCAGGGGGAUAAGAAACACUCUUACCUCAGAAUUUGUUGACGGAACACAAAAAGGGCUGUCAAUCACGUUAUCUCGAAAUGGGACACUCAAUAUUUUCAUUGCCUUGGAUGUCUCUGAGAGUAUCGAUGAUGACAGUUUCCAAAGUGCCAAAGAUGCGAUUAAAACACUUAUUAAGAAGAUUGAAGUCUUCUCUGUGUACCCAAACUAUGAGGUUAUUUUCUUCUCCUCCAAGAUUCACACUGCCAUUAACAUUCUUGAUUUCUAUGGGUCUAACAACCCACCGCCAAUGAAAACAUUAUUAGAGAAGGUUGAAACAUAUAAGAUAGAAGAAACUGACAGGUUUGGAACCAAUCUCAAUGCGGUUUUUGAAAGAAUUUUGGAAAAAAUGGCUGCUAUCAAGAUACGGGACUCAAGAUUUAGUGAACAUAAGCAUGUGAUCAUUUUGUUCACAGAUGGUGGUUAUAAUACCGGAGGUGCUCCAACCAAAACAGUUGAAUAUAUUAAGUCACUGGUUUAUAUGGACCAACUAAAGAACAGACUUGGACACCUUGACAUUUAUGUUUUUGGCAUCGGUGCUCAGAUUCAGGAUGACAUCUUGAAGCCUCUUGCCAUUGGAGAAGGCAAAUCACAUUAUUACAAGCUCAAGAAAGUGACUGACUUACAGAAGACCUUUGAUGAGAUCAUUGAUGAGUCAGAUGUUAGGGGCUUGUGUGGGCUGUACCAAGACUAUGGUGAGAUGGUUGAAGAUGAAAAUAGAAAAAAGUAUCCCUGGUUCAUUUCUCUCACAGUAAUGAAUGACGGAAGACCAUCCCAUUGCCUUGGCUCUUUGGUUUCUCCUCGUUUCAUUUUAACAGCAGCCCAUUGCUUCAAAGAUAAAAGCAGCAAUGUAACAGUGGAGGGGACAGGUGGCCCUAAAUUAGAGGUUCAAGCUAUCCACAUACAUCCAAAUUUCAACAUUUCUGCUAAAGUGAACCAAGGUGUGAAAGAGUUUUAUGACUAUGAUGUGGCUCUCAUUGAACUUGUGGAAGAUGCUCCAAUCACCAUUUCACUGAGACCGAUAUGUAUUCCUUGCACAGUUGAGACUAAUACAGCCUUAAGGCAGAAUUUAACCUGCAAAGAGCAAGAGAACUUUCUUCUAAAAAACCAAGCAGAAGUAACCUUUUUGACGAAGAAAAAUUUUGGCAAAAAGGUGGCCCACCUGAAGCUCGAUGCAGAUAGACAUAACUGCAUCAUGCAAGCAAAGAACCAUCCCAACAUCACAGAGGCUCAUGUGCCAGUGGUUGCGACAGAAAACUUUCUCUGCACUGGAGGUCGACAUCCAUAUUUAGAUCAAGUAGCAUGCAAAGGUGACUCCGGAGGUGCUGUGUUUAAAAAUUACGAAAGUCGAACAUUUCAGGUGGCGCUGGUGAGUUGGGGAAGCAAACAAAUGCGGAACUGCAAAAAUAAUCGACCUGUUCAUUCUGAUGAUGAAUCCAGAGACUUUCACAUUAAUCUUUUUAAAGUUGUGCCUUUUCUCAAAUCUAUCCUUGGGAAUACAGAAAAAUAUUUUGUGCCACUCUUAUUUGUAGACUAGCUAAGUAAAAUGUUUCAUAUUUUGAAUGACUAUAUGCAUCUAUAAAAUGGAUUUAAACAAAAAUAUUUUCAGUAGCCUGUGUCGGUUUCUGUUCUGUUAUCAGAAGAACAGGCGCAGAGGCUCGGGGAUCGUUCUGUAGAUUUUGAUUUUACAGUCGGGUUAAAGGCAGCGUACAGCAGAAUCAGAUGCAAAGUCCAUGUAACAUCAAAUGUAGAGUCUGACAAUUUGGGAUUACAUCAGUGUUUUUAAUCAUCUCAGGGUGGGUGUCACUCGUUCUGUAUCAAAGAAGCUAUUGUGAAGAAGUGCGAAAUGUGGCCUUGGCCAAAAUGUAACAUUAUGUCUGAGAGUAAGAAAUGACACCGUCUCGUGGGAAACAGAACAUACUGUAAUAUAUUUGUAUAUUGUUCACACCUGUCCAUAUAACCAUUCAUGGUCCAGUUUAGUUUUUUUCAACAAAAAAGGUGAGAGUGACUGAAAAACCGUUGGCUAAUGCUAGCUAGCUUGUGACUGUAAUAAUAUUUGUGAGAGACUUGUUUAACAGUCCAUGUGAGCUCACCUGUUGUAGUUCCAAUUAAACCAUCUUUUUCUAGUCAGAUUGUGUUUAAAUUAAACUCAGAUUAAAGUCUUAACAGGUCUCAGAUAGAGCAGUGCCUACAGUUAGCAUCACACAACCAGGGAAUGUUGAUGACAUCAUCUCCAAAGUAUCAAUUUACAAUGAAAAUGGCCAGUUAUUAAAUAAAUGGUUUUCUAUGUUUGAGUCCAAAACUG